AUGACGGAUCAAAUUCUUCCGACAUUAGAAACUGGGAUACACCGACAACCAAGAUUUGGAUACAUCCCUCUGCUAGGUUUCCUUCUGGCAAACUUACUCUCAAACACUGCACUGGCCAAGUUUGCACCACUUGGCGCCCUUCGAUUGAGUUACGAUCCGGUACCAUGGCUGCCAAAACCUUCACAUACUCACGGCCCGCAUCCCGAUUUCUAUUGGCACCCAAUCAGUAACCCACAUGGCCCACCAUCACCAGUAACUUUGGCAACAACAGAUCCACAUGAACCCCAACAUAUCUUUCAUCAUCAUAUUUCACCAGGUACUCAACAACAAAUCGUAAACAUCCACGAACGACCUUCGGAAAUCAUUGUAGAAGAUACAGAACCUGAGAGUACCGAUCAAACCGAAACGGGUGCAACAAUACUGUUUGAUGAUAGUAAUGCAUUGCAGGGGAUUGGUACUAGCAUAGAAAAACCUGGGAUCGACGAACCGUAUGCUAUAGAGUCCAAAAGUAUUCCUCUAGGUCUGAUGGAGAUGAUGACGAAUGCUACAACAGUAUCUCCAAAGAAAAUUGUGAAACGCGGGACCCCCAAUAGGUACCAGAAGGUUAGAAAAAAUAACAAGUACAUCUACCAGAAACGAAGGCGGUAUCCAACCACAACCACUCCUGACUACUACUAUGAUGAUAGUUAUGAAGACAUCACAACUUCGACUAGGAGGUAUUCAACACCAAAAAGGAGAACGUCAAGGCCGAGACGACCUAUCUUGGAUUCUUACGAUGAGAGUGAGAGCAACAGCUAUAGCGACAUCAGCAACAACAGCGAAGAGUACGAUUAUGAAUCGUACGAAAUGACCACGAAACCACACAAAAAGAGGAGGCGCACGACCACAACAGCUAGCACGACAAACAAACCAAAGAGGUACAAUAAGAACAAAAACAAAAAUAGGAAGCGUCAGAAAGUGGUGACUUCCUUCGAUGACUACGAUGAUGUUGAAUACGAAACAGAAAGGAUCGAACCCACAACAACCGAGGUUGUUAGAAAGAAAAUCACGACAACGGAAGCUGUGAAGAAAAAGCCCACUACGGUAUUGGUAAGACAGAAACAAAUGGAAACAACCACUCAAGAACCAACGGAAACUACUACGAGCUUCACGUCAUUGACAGCUAUUACCAAUGGAACGGAAGCUCCUCCAUCAAAUACGACGGGUUACGGAUAUGGUCCUUCCAAUGGAAACGAAGCAAUCAGUAUCACCAACCCUCCGAAUUUUGCGGGGGAAACUUCAGGUAACUACGAGCAACCGUCUCCGACCUAUGGUGUACCAAAUCCAUCAAAUGGCCCUCCUAGUCAGUCUUACGGCGUUCCAAGUUCAUCCUAUGGUGCACCGAGUCCAUCUUAUGGCCCCCCCAGUCAGUCUUACGGCCCUCCGUUGUAUGGUCCACCGAGUUCUUCCUAUGGUCCUCCGAGUAACUCAUACGCGGAGAAUCCUAGCUAUUCUCCACCCGUAAAUGGGUACUACCAAGUACCGUUCUCUGAUUGGUACAGCAACGAGGUUAGUAGGAAUUCCAUCGUCAAGAAAGUUCAUGAUAUUAUCGGUUUGGAUAGUGUUUUUCAAUAA
This is a messenger RNA of Leptinotarsa decemlineata (Colorado potato beetle), 1614 nucleotides long. RefSeq lists its product as uncharacterized. The record is from RefSeq and is a predicted model, not a curated record. NCBI's taxonomy places the organism in Eukaryota, Metazoa, Arthropoda, Insecta, Coleoptera, Chrysomelidae.